CAAUGGCACCGGAAAAUAACCGCAUCUAAAAAUCAAUGUUUUUUUUCUUUGCCUACCUGCCUUUGGCCUAAACCACGACUACGUAUAGCUUCCCCUCCGCCCCAUCCCCGGCCUAUCCAUAUCCUCAACGGAGCGCCUGCCCAGUGCUCCCCUCCACAACCAUGCUGGCCCUUCGAAGAGUCGCCGCUGCGCCUGCGGCGCGCCAAUUGCCGCUAGCUGCUCCCCGGGCCGCCGCCACUAUCUCUCUGCAUAACCGGAGAUACUACAGCGACAAGGUCGCCAAAUUCACCGGCCAGAAGGGCGCCUCUGGUCGCUACCCCGUUAGCUUGAUCGAGGGUGACGGCAUUGGCCCCGAGAUCUCGGACGCUGUCAAGCAGAUUUUCGAGGCCGCCAAGGCGCCGAUCUCGUGGGAGCCGGUUGAUGUUACCCCCAUCCUCAAACACGGCAGGACCGCUAUCCCCGAUGCUGCCAUUGAAAGCAUCCAGAGGAACAAGGUUGCCCUUAAGGGCCCCCUGGCUACCCCGAUCGGCAAGGGCCACGUCUCCCUCAACCUGACGCUCCGCCGCACCUUCAACCUCUUCGCCAACCUGCGGCCCUGCCGGUCUGUUGCCGGCUACAAGACGCCUUACGACAACGUCGACACGGUGCUCAUCCGUGAGAACACGGAGGGCGAGUACUCGGGCAUCGAGCACGUGGUGGUUGACGGCGUGGUGCAGAGCAUCAAGCUGAUCACGCGCGAGGCCAGCGAGCGCGUGCUGCGGUUCGCCUUCCAGCAGGCGCAGGAGAUUGGUCGCAAGAAGGUGCUCGUCGUGCACAAGGCCACCAUUAUGAAGAUGAGCGACGGCCUUUUCCUUAGUGUGGGUAGGGAGGUCGCCAAGGACUUCCCCGGCAUCCAGUUCGAUGCCGAGCUGCUCGACAACACGUGCCUCAAGAUGGUGACGGACCCGGUCCCUUACAACGACAAGGUCCUGGUCAUGCCCAACCUGUACGGCGACAUUCUGUCAGACAUGUGCGCCGGCUUGAUCGGCGGUCUGGGGUUGACGCCCUCGGGUAACAUCGGUGACGAGUGCUCCAUCUUCGAGGCCGUGCACGGCUCGGCUCCCGACAUUGCGGGCAAGGGCCUGGCCAACCCGACCGCGCUCCUCCUGAGCUCCAUGAUGAUGCUGAGGCAUAUGGGGCUCGGCGAGUACGCCAACCGCAUCGAGAAGGCCACCUUUGACACGCUGGCUGAGGGCAAGGCCCUGACGGGCGACCUGGGCGGCAAGGCCAAGACCCACGAGUAUGCCGGCGCCAUUAUUGAGAAGCUGUAGAUACCAUGACCGGGCGGGGCUCUUCUCCUUAUUUUUUCCGUUUUCAACUUGCUUCCCAUACUCUUCGGAAGGCAGCGAUGCAGGAUAAAUGGAUUUGGGACGAGGCUGUAGUAGACUGUACCACAUCAUCAAAGCAAAUAAACUUUCCUUUUAUCUCUA
This is a messenger RNA of Gaeumannomyces tritici R3-111a-1, 1469 nucleotides long. Its product is annotated as isocitrate dehydrogenase subunit 2. NCBI's taxonomy places the organism in Eukaryota, Fungi, Ascomycota, Sordariomycetes, Magnaporthales, Magnaporthaceae. The coding region runs from base 162 to 1310 and encodes 382 amino acids. Gene Ontology annotation, molecular function: NAD binding; magnesium ion binding; isocitrate dehydrogenase (NAD+) activity. Gene Ontology annotation, biological process: isocitrate metabolic process; tricarboxylic acid cycle. Gene Ontology annotation, cellular component: mitochondrion. The record is from RefSeq and is a predicted model, not a curated record. The transcript has 5 exons.